Molecule: messenger RNA, 1188 nt
Organism: Mucor mucedo
Lineage: Eukaryota; Fungi; Mucoromycota; Mucoromycetes; Mucorales; Mucoraceae
Exons: 4
Coding region: 1-1188 (395 amino acids)
Biological process (GO): regulation of transcription by RNA polymerase II
Cellular component (GO): nucleus
Molecular function (GO): RNA polymerase II cis-regulatory region sequence-specific DNA binding; DNA-binding transcription factor activity, RNA polymerase II-specific
Source: RefSeq, a predicted model, not a curated record
AUGUCUUUCUACAACAACGAUAACAAGUCUGAAUUAAAGAUUCACACUUCCUUACUUAACCAACCUAACUUUUCGUACUACCCUUCUCCUCACUCCCCCGCAACCAAUGAUCCAGUUCCCAAAGAAUCGUCCUUGGAAGAAUGGAUGUUUAUCCAACAAAACCAUAAUCAUCAACAACUAUCCGACACAUCUUCAUUAGGCAUUCGCACUCCCGACAUUGGUAUUACCGAUAUGAUGAUGACAACAAACUCUCAAUUAUUUAACGGUGGUGGUUACACUUCCUUCUUGCAACCUUCACCCAUUUUGCAGCAUGAUCCCGUUCAACUUAUUCCUUCUCUCUGUAAUCAAGACCACAUGAUGCUGUUACAAAAGAGUUAUUCCGACAAUAAUCAAUUUAUGAUGGGCACAGACAGCAGUAUUAUCACCCAUAUGCAACAAUUUUACUAUGAAAAAGAGGACACUGCCUGCCUCAGCCAACUCUCGAGAGAGCAACUGAUUGAACGCGUUGUUCAACUCGAAAUGGAAAAGAACAAACGAACUGUUAUCGGCGACUUUGUUGAAGAACCUAAACAUAGCAACAACCACAACCAUAAUCAUAAUCAUCAUUAUGAAAUCACCUUGUGCAAGGAACAAGAAACAAAAAUGCAUUCCUGCCUAUGGGUUCACUGCUCCGCUCAAGCUCCUACCUUAGACCAACUCAUGACUCAUAUCUGUGAUAAUCAUAUCGGUAGCGGUAAAGCCACCUAUUUUUGCGAAUGGCAAGACUGUGCUCGUAACAAGAAACCCUUCAUGAAGAGACACAAAAUGCAUAAUCACAUGCGUACACACACAGGUGAACGUCCCUUUGUCUGCACCGUGAUAGGCUGUAAUAAGACAUUCUCUCGCCCUGACUCUCUUUCCACCCAUAUCAAAACUCAUUCUGAUAUUAGACCUUACUUAUGCUCUAUGCCUGGCUGUGAUAAAGCUUAUUUCCACUCCAGAUCCUUAAGAAAACACAUCAAAUCAUCCCACAUGAAAAACCAUAACUCUGCAUCUUCUGCAUCGGCUCGGAAUAUUCCGUCAGUCACACAAUCCAUGAUGAAGAAGCGUCAACAAGCUAAAAAAAUUCCAUCACCUGCUGCUCCCACUCCCAUUAAAUUGGAACAGCAUCCCAUCAUUCCUCCUUAUAGCAAUUUCUAUAUUGCUUAG